Penicillium lagena is the source of this 1152-nucleotide messenger RNA. RefSeq lists its product as uncharacterized. The transcript has a single exon. The record is from RefSeq and is a predicted model, not a curated record. Gene Ontology annotation, molecular function: 4 iron, 4 sulfur cluster binding; NADH dehydrogenase (ubiquinone) activity; FMN binding. Bases 1 to 1152 code for a protein of 383 amino acids. NCBI's taxonomy places the organism in Eukaryota, Fungi, Ascomycota, Eurotiomycetes, Eurotiales, Aspergillaceae.
AUGAACUUCAAGGAUUGGCAAAAGGACCCCCGACCGCGGUAUCUGGUCGUCAAUGCAGACGAGGGUGAGCCCGGAACUUGCAAGGACCGAGAGAUCAUGCGCAAGGACCCCCAGAAGCUGAUCGAGGGCUGUCUGGUGGUGGGCCGGGCCAUGAACGCCAACGCCGCCUACAUCUACAUCCGCGGCGAGUUCUACCACGAGGCCACCGUCCUCCAGCAAGCCAUCAACGAGGCGUACCAGGCCGGGUACAUCGGCAAGAACGCUUGCGGCACCGGAUACGAUUUCGACGUCUACAUCCACCGGGGAAUGGGCGCCUACGUCUGCGGUGAGGAGACAUCAUUGAUCGAGUCGCUCGAGGGCAAGGCCGGCAAGCCGCGCCUGAAGCCGCCCUUCCCCGCUGCCGUUGGUCUGUUCGGCUGCCCCAGCACCGUGACCAACGUCGAGACCGUGGCCGUGACGCCCACCAUCAUGCGCCGCGGUGCCAACUGGUUCUCCUCAUUUGGUCGCGAGCGUAACGCUGGCACCAAGCUGUUCUGUAUCUCGGGCCACGUCAACAACCCCGUCACGGUGGAGGAGGAGAUGUCCAUUUCACUUCGCGAGCUGAUCGAGAAGCACUGUGGAGGUGUGCGGGGCGGCUGGGAUAAUUUGUACGCCGUUAUUCCCGGCGGCUCGUCCACGCCCGUGCUCCCCAAGUCUGUGGCCGACGACCAACUCAUGGACUUUGACGCCCUCAAAGACUCACAGUCCGGUCUGGGCACUGCCGCUGUCAUCGUCAUGGACAAGUCCACCGACAUUAUCCGCGCCAUUUCCCGUCUGUCGACCUUCUACAAGCACGAGAGUUGCGGCCAGUGCACCCCCUGUCGCGAGGGCAGCAAGUGGACCAUGCAGAUGAUGCAGCGUCUGGAGAAGGGUAACGCCCGCGAGCGUGAGAUCGAUAUGUUGCAGGAGCUCACCAAGCAGGUCGAGGGCCACACCAUCUGCGCUCUCGGCGAGGCCUUUGCCUGGCCCAUCCAGGGUCUGAUCCGUCACUUCCGGCCGGAGUUGGAGGCCCGCAUUCGCCAGUACGAGAAGGAACUCGGUGGUACUCCCUACGCCGGUGGCUGGAACCCGGAGAGCCGUGCAGAGGGCAAGCUGAUCUCCCCCGGCAUGUAA